Aspergillus niger is the source of this 2334-nucleotide messenger RNA. RefSeq lists its product as uncharacterized. NCBI's taxonomy places the organism in Eukaryota, Fungi, Ascomycota, Eurotiomycetes, Eurotiales, Aspergillaceae. Bases 1 to 2334 code for a protein of 777 amino acids. The transcript is spliced from 2 exons. The record is from RefSeq and is a predicted model, not a curated record.
AUGACGACUCCCACCACUCAAGAAGACAUCGUUGCCGCCGAGUGCUUGCUCUUUCUUGCGGGCUCUAGAGAGAGCAAUCAGACCCCAAACCAGUACAGCCAUGUCCGUCCUAACACGGAACAUAGCACACAGAGCACUUUGAGCCUUCCUAGUGCUCAUCUCUCUCCUCCACCACAGCUCGCUUAUCCAGCACAGUUCUACCCUCAAGCACAGCCCCUUCAAGCACCGCUCCCUCCUCAUGCACAACUUCCUCCUCGAACACAGCUCCCUCCUCGAAAACGACAACAGUUCGCUCAUCCAACACAAUUCCUCCCUCGAGCACAGAACCCCCCACAAAUACAGAACCCCCCUCAAGUACAGAAUCUCCCUCAAGUACAGGAUCUCGCUCAAUUGCAAAAUCUCGCUCAAGUACAGCUUCCGCAUCUAGCGCAGCUUCUCUCUCGAGCACAGGAUCCUCCUCAAGCGCAGAAUCUUGCUCAAACGCAGAACCCCCCUCAAGCGCAGCAUCACCCCCGAGCACGAAAUUCCCAUCGAGCACACAAUUCCCAUCGAGCACAGAAUCCUCCUCGAGCACAGCAUCCUCCACGAGUACAGCUCCCCCCUGGGCGCUCAAACAUCGUCUCGACACCCUCUGGGCCCCCGAAUAUCCCUCAACUUCCACAAGUCUCCAACCAGCCACAGAGAUCCUCCGCAGUGCCAAACCAGCAACCCCAACUCUUUGGAGCAAAUCUUAGCCCCGAAUUAGCACUGCAGGCAUUUUUGAUCCGUCAGCAGCUGAUCGCCGGUAUUCCGCCCCAGGACAUCAUACCUAUGCGCCAGCAGAGUAGCAAUGCAAAAGAGAAAGUACCGGCUAUUGUGCAGAUUACGAACGAGGGCAUCAAGGUGCCGAAUAUCCCCCCUGCAAAGUUCAGUGGUAGCUUCCAACCAAUUCCUAAGGACCAGUUGGCGUCCAUAUCUCUUCAGCCAGCCGGGGCUAUGGAAGCAAGGCCGCAAAUUGCUGCUCAGACCAGGGCCCCAAGCAAUACCUUCAUUCCAGCAACAUCUGCUAACACGUUGACCGCAGAAGGGACUGAAGCGAGAACAGUGCAACAGCAGCCACGAGCUAUGGGCCGUCCAAAAGCCAGGGCAGUAUCACAGCAGCCACGGGUUGCCGGCCACCCAGAUGCCAACACUCUCCCACAACAGCCGCGGAUUAUUAGCCGUCCAGAAGCCAGGAUAAUGCCACAGCAGCAACGAGAUAUCGCCCCUCCAGCCUUGAACAUGGCUCCGAUGCACGGUGCCGAAACCCAGCCACCCCCUCAACUUCAGAUAUCUAAUAUCCCUCAUGAAGGGUUCGACCUCCUGCGAAGACUCUCAUACCAUCCUCAACUCGCCAUUUCGCUCACCAGCUACCUCGACGUCAACGAUAUAGUCAACAUAGGUGCUUUAUCUAAACCAUUUCACCAGUUCCUCAGCGCGCAUAUCGGGCAUGUUAUCUCAACCCAUGCGGCAACCCGCUACCCCUACGCUGCCAUUACAUUCCCCUUCCUCUGCUAUCCUAAGUUGUGCACCCAGCCCAGGCACUGGUGCGACCCCCAGCCCCAAGACGGCCAGUAUAACCUUGAUCUCCUCGUUCCAUCCAUCCCAUGGAUCCGAAUGCUUGCAUACCGCGACAACACUGUGCGAGAGAUCAUGGUCCUCCUCCACCAAGCUGGGUAUAACCUCCCGUCGCAAGCGGCCACUCCCAUCCUGAAACUGUGGGCUUUGAUGGAUAUCCCCGACAACGAGCGCCGGGAGUGGACGAUCCGUAACCGGCACGUCUGGCAAGAUGGGGACAUCUUUCUCGCUACACUGUUCCUUGUCCAACUGGAUAUGUAUUUGCGCCAGAAGCGCGACCAGCAAAGCAACAGUAUCCGACGACUGAUCAUGGCACAGCCUACUCUUACCUUCCUACACGAUUAUAUCCGAGGAACAGUGUUGCAGUCUCCCACCCAUGUGUUGACUGAGUACGUGCGCUGGAAGUACGCACCUGACACUACUCGGGGGGAAGCGGACCUUUUCGGAGUGUCGGUUGAGGACGCGGGCAGUUUGCAGUAUGAGUGGUAUGGCAAAAGGCGCGGAAGGGGAGUGGGGGAGGAAACAAGGAUCAAGUUGCGUCGUCCUGAUGAAUGCAUUCUCCUAGAGCUGAGAAGAAGAGGCCUGAGUCCGCAUGAUAUGUAUAUCGAAUUUUUUGUUUGCAAUCGUGGUCAUAUUUUCUUUCCUUUGAAUAAGAAAUCAGUGUCUUGGGUUGCGCAGAUGAGAGGGCAUGUGGCGCAAAAGGGUGGUAACUGGAUGGAUGCCGUGAGAUUGGAUUGA